AUGAACGCUGCAAAUAAUCAAACAAGUGGUGGCAAUGUUAAAACCUUUGUUGCAAAUGAGCAAGGUUUUGAACGCAUUGCAAGAACUUUACAACUAUUAGUAAAACACUUUUUACGCGCGUCAAGUAAACCUGUUAGUAAUGAUAAUAAACGGAAAUCUUUAUUCGAUAUUGAAUUCGCUGAUACUGGUUUAUCUACACGCGAACGACAAGUGCAUGAGUAUUGUAUAAAGAUAUUGGGAAGCCGAAUGACUCCUUCGAAGGUAAAUGAUGAAAUACACGUAUCAGAUCUUAUAAAGAAGAAAUUAAUUCGAGAAAAUAAAUCAACAAUACAAGCAUUACGAUUCACAACUUUAUUUGCAAAGCUGCAAUCCCAGUCGAUCUUAACACAAAGAUGGGCCAUUCUAUACUUUUUAUUGUCAAUCAGUGAUUAUACUACAACUCGAGACACUUUGCCAUUGGAUUAUGUAUUCUCUUCCGGAGGUCUAUAUGAACCUACAGUAAAGGAGACAUCAGAAGAUUCCCAAAAUCGAUUUAUGCCCAAUAUUCCAUUUUCAUCAGCAGCCUCAGGAACAAAGCUAAAAACUCCAAUAUCAAAUGAAAACCCUCCAGUAGUUGUGGAAAAUUUACCGCCGGAUGAAAUUCUACGUAAUCAAUCAACAGCGAAACAUGAAAUUUCCGAAGCUCUUUUGCUACGAGAUAUCGUAUUUGUUUUUCAAGGCAUUGAUGAAAUGGGAUUGCUUUAUGGAAAAGUUGAUACGUUUGUAAAAAGUAAAAUAAAUGACUCAUCAAUUGGAUUAGUUGGACAGGCUUUCUGUUCUGCGUUACAACGGGAGUUGACUGAUUACUUUAGGUUAAUGGCUAUAUUAGAAUCACAAAUUACAAAAAAAAUAGAAACCGAAAAAGGAUCAUCCAAAGGAGGUCUUUCAUUAAAAAGAGUUUUAGUAUGGACACAAGAUUCGUUGGCUAAAUUACGAAUAAUGUCUGUACUCGUUAAUCAUUGCAAAGAGUAUAGAGGUGGUGCUUUAGUUUCUAGACCAUUCUACGAGAUGUUGACACGUUGGAUCUAUGAAGGAGAAUUGGAAGAUCCUUUUGAGGAAUUUUUUGUGAAAUGUGAUGAUGAUGUAGAAGAGGAGAAGCUUUGGCAAUCAAAAUAUUCGAUACGCUCAGACAUGCAACCUACUUUUAUUAGUACAACACUUGCAAAGAAGAUAUUCUCCAUUGGCAAAUCAUUGAAUUUUAUUCGUUAUAGUUGUCAUGACAGUGAUUGGAUAUCAACUCAAAAUCAAGAAACUGGAUCCGAAAAAUUAUUAAAAUAUGGUGAUAUUAUUGCAUUGGAGAAUUCGAUAGACGCCACAUAUACCGCCACAAGCAAGCGACUAUUAAAUAUCUUAUAUUCAAAGUAUAAAUUAAUGGAACAUCUUAAAGCAUUGAAACGAUACUUGAUAUUAGGUCAAGGUGACUUUAUACAGUAUUUAAUGGGUCAAUUAGGCCCAGGACUAUCAAAUCCCGCAAAUACUCUUCAUCGUCAUAAUCUCACAGGAACAUUAGAAGCAGCUAUUCGCGCAUCUAAUGCACAAUAUGACGAUCCUGAGAUUCUUCGCCGAUUGGAUGUUAGACUAUUGGAGGUUUCUCCCGGUGAAUGUGGCUGGGAUGUUUUCAGUUUGGAUUAUCAUGUUGAUUCUCCGAUCAAUACAAUCUUUACCCCACAAGUAAUGGAAGAAUAUCUCAGAUUAUUUAAUUUUCUAUGGCGUCUAAAACGUGUAGAAUACGAACUUUCGGAUGCAUGGCGUCGACAAACCACUGGCGCUAGAAAUUUGGCUGAGAUUGGAGAAUUAAAAAAAGACAUAAACUCUAGUCGAAUUGUUUGCAAUGAAAUGAUUCAUUUUGUUUAUCAACUUCAAUAUUAUAUCUUAUUCGAGGUAAUCGAGUGUUCCUGGGAUGAACUUGUGACUGAUAUCGAGAAAAAAUCUGGGGAUUUGGAUUCUUUGAUUGAGGCACAUAAUAGAUACCUAAACAACAUCACUACAAAAAAGAGAGUAUCAACGAUUAUUGCAUAUAUAUUACAGUAUAUGAUUGCUCUGGAAGAACUUUAUUUAUUUGCAGCAAAAGAAAUGAUUCGUCGAGAUAAACUAUAUAAUGAAUCUGAUAUUUAUGAAUUUAGAUACAAAAGAAAUAACUCAAUUCCAGUGCCAGAUAACGAGCUUAAAGACGCACUUAAACACUUACAACAAAAAUUAACCGAUAUAUCUAAUGAGUUGAUGAACUUUUUGACCUCCUUAGCUCAUCAUCGUGAUACCGAUUUACGUUUCUUGAGUGUUCGACUUGACUUUAAUGAAUUUUAUCAUCAUGCUUCUGAGAAGGAAGGUAAUAAGGGUAAGAGAGUAUAG
Ambispora leptoticha is the source of this 2388-nucleotide messenger RNA. Lineage: Eukaryota; Fungi; Glomeromycota; Glomeromycetes; Archaeosporales; Ambisporaceae. The record is from the annotation of a GenBank genome assembly.